AGGGGCGGAAGUCACUGUUUGUGUUUUGCAUAGGCCCUAAUCUCUAUGGUGUUUUGGUUCUGAAGAGGAAGUUGCGAAGAAAAGAAAGGAGGAGACGUGAUCGGGGUUGUUGAGAUAAUUUCACGGUCCAGCACUAAGAAAUUGAACAGUUGACGAUCAUUCACGGACCAUAUCGUUGGAGAACAGUAUAGUGAAAAUCAUCAGCUGACUCCUAGCAGCCGGCAACAACGGGACAGUGCAGCGUGUGUGUGAGUGAGUGACACGGAGUGGGGUGAUUGACACAGGUCAUGGCCAACCGGGGAGGAGCGACACGCCCCAACGGGCCCAACGCCGGCAACAAGAUCUGCCAGUUCAAGCUGGUGCUUCUGGGGGAGUCUGCCGUGGGCAAGUCCAGUCUGGUCCUGCGCUUCGUCAAGGGCCAGUUCCACGAGUUCCAGGAGAGCACAAUAGGAGCUGCUUUCCUGACCCAAACGGUGUGUCUGGAUGACACAACGGUGAAGUUUGAGAUCUGGGACACGGCAGGACAGGAGAGAUACCACAGCCUGGCACCCAUGUACUACAGAGGAGCGCAGGCUGCCAUUGUAGUCUACGACAUCACCAACGAGGAGUCUUUUGCUCGAGCGAAGAACUGGGUGAAGGAGCUUCAGAGACAGGCCAGUCCUAACAUAGUCAUCGCCCUGUCCGGCAACAAGGCUGACCUCGCCAACAAGAGAGCUGUCGACUUCCAGGAUGCUCAGUCCUAUGCAGAUGAUAAUAGUCUACUCUUCAUGGAGACAUCAGCAAAGACAUCCAUGAACGUCAACGAAAUUUUUAUGGCAAUAGCGAAAAGGUUGCCCAAGAGCGAGCCUCAAGCAGCUGGUCCUAACAGUGGGCGGAGUCGGGGGGUGGACCUGACGGAGACUGCCACGCCCACCAAGGCCCCCUGUUGCAGUAACUAAGGCAACGCCCUGCUCCAGCGCUGUGAUUCGUCAGUCACUCUUGAGACGUCCCUUCCCUCUCAAAACUAUUUUGAUCUGCAGUAACACAAAAAGCUAAGCUCCACCCCCUUCCGUCUCGUCUCUUCUCUGCAGUUGCUAACACAAAGCCCCGCCCUUCAAACAGGAAGUGACUAAUUACAAGCACCGCCACCAAACGGUCUGGUCUAGUGGAGCGCCUCUAACUCAGCUGUCACUAAUUCCCUCCCCCAAAUCUGUGUGUAACCCUGGAAACAAGAGGUGUGGCUUCCUAUGCCCCGCCCCUCUGGCACAGCUAAAGACUAGAGAAAUAUUUCUAAUGAAGUCUUCUUUUUCUGACUCGGUUUUUUAUUUGAUUUUUGCUUUUUGUCUUUUUUUAUUUCUUCUCAUGUUGUUUUAAAUGUACUUAGCAGAAUUAUGAAUGCAUGCAUCACUACAAGGCCUAACAAAAACAACACAAACACAGCACAAGAAUUUGUGCUGUUCCAUGAAGCUAUAAACAGGAGUUUAGUUACACACACACACACAACACACACAAACACACACAAACACAAACACACAUUCACCUGCAAACACACAGCAGCAUAAACACUGUCUUCUUCUUGCAGACCUGCUGAUACUGUGCAGUUGUUCAUAGGCAGUUAUUGCUGAUCUCAAGGCCACAAGCAGAGUACUAAACCACUGUUAUCUGCAGGCCACAUGUGUGAGUGUCUGUCUGUCUGUCUGUCUGUGUGUGUGUGUGUGUGUGUGUGUGUGUGUUUGCGGGAGAGAGCGAGAGAGAGAGAGAGGACCCCAAGGCGUGGGUGAGAGAAGGUGUUUGUGUACACAGAGGUGCGAUUGGUUUUGGUGACCGGAUAUCCUCAUAGAGAACAGCACAGAGAUGAACUGAUUCACAUAGGCACAGUUUAUACGUCACCCUUAGUCAGUAGGGUACACGCAUAUUCACAUUUAGACAAAAGUAGAAUUCGUUUUCUCGCUUUUCCUUCAUUCCCUUUCCAUAAUCUGCUCAUGCGUACACACACACACACACACACUCCCCCCCAUCUGGUCUGUAAUUCCGACAGCUGUCUUCUCAUGCCUUGCACUAAGUAUGCUUAUGAUUCUGUGUCUGAUGACCGUGUGACAUAGAGAAAUAUAUAAAUAAUUUACUGUACAUAGGGUGAUGCAAUGUAGUCGACUUUUCAUUUCAUAUUUACACAACUAAUGCUUGCUAGGGAGUUGUCUUGGUAACGAUAAAAAAAAAAACUGUACAGUAACCAGUAACCUGCUUUGAUAUGGGUUGGACAUAUGAGCUCUUGUUUUUGUUUUGUUUAUUUUUCACAGAAAUGGUUAAAUUAUAAUCUUUGGUGGUCUUUAUAAAUGUAUGUAGUGUUAUUAACAAAUGGAAAACAAAAAAACAGACUUGCAUUUCUUUAGUCUCUGUCCGGCUGAAGGCUGCAGAAGUCCUAACAGGUUCCCCCUGUCGCCACGCCCCCCGCCCUGCACUUAUCCUAUCAGUGCUGCCCCAACACCACAAAGCCCCUCCCUCCCUCCAUCAAUCAGACGCCCCAACCAAUCAGACGGAAGGCACUGGACCAGAGGCCCCACCUGAAUGGCUAGCUUUCAGUCACAUGAUGGAUAAAGGUUUGGGUGAGCAGGAGGAGAGGGAGAGCUGCGCUGACCACACACACCCGCAGAACCUCACACACAGGGUUCCACGUGUUCUGUGUCCUCGAGAGCGUUCUACAUUUGCUGUGUGUUCUACAUGUUUAUUUGCAGUGAGUGCUGAAUGUAGCCGGGUAAAAAAAUAAAUAAAAAAAUCUAAAUGCGACCAUUUUACAGUACUAUCCAUUUACCAAAUAAAAACAUGAAUAAACACAAGGA
This is a messenger RNA of Clupea harengus (Atlantic herring), 2816 nucleotides long. RefSeq names its product RAB5A, member RAS oncogene family, a (gene rab5aa). Lineage: Eukaryota; Metazoa; Chordata; Actinopteri; Clupeiformes; Clupeidae. The record is from RefSeq and is a predicted model, not a curated record. Gene Ontology annotation, molecular function: GTPase activity; GTP binding.